GCAUUAUCAUAUGGCACGAGCUCUAUAUAUAGGCUUGAUCCUUAAGCUUACAUUCACGCCUUCCUUCGUUUGUUUGAGUACUCUUCUAUAGACUCAAUCUUUCUCUACUUUCUUAAGUGCUUAAUUAGUGUCCUAAUAAACCAUAAUGGCCGGACUAAACUCAUCAACGAAGCUACCACCUCCAUCAGUGGGAAAGUUACUCACUGUCCUCAGCAUUGAUGGAGGUGGCAUAAAAGGACUCAUCCCUGCUGUUGUUCUUCACUUCCUUGAGGGAGAGCUUAAGAAACUUGAUGGAGAGCAAGCAAGAAUUGCAGACUAUUUUGAUGUGAUUGCGGGAACAAGCACUGGUGGCCUCAUUACAGCAAUGUUGGGUGCCCCAGAUGCCAAUGCAAACAACCCUCGUCCAAAAUAUACUACUGAUGAUAUAAAAAAUUUCUAUAUCGACGACGGUGCCAAAAUUUUCCCUCCUAACACUCCUACUCCUAAUUCUGGGCCCAAAUAUGAUGGAAAAUUUUUACACGACACUUUGAAAGCAGAAUUGGGAUCAACCCGAUUGGUUCAAUCAUUCACCAAUCUUGUGAUUCCAACCUUUGAUAUAUUACGACUUAGGCCUACUAUUUUCUCAAAGUUUAAGGCUCAAGAAGAUGAAUUCAAAUACUUGAAUGGACUCCUCUCAGAUAUAAGCAUAGCAACUUCAGCUGCACCUGUUUAUCUCCCAGCACAUUGUUUUACCUCUGAAGAUGGUAACACAGAAUUUAAUAUGAUUGAUGGUGGUGCAGCUGCCGGUAAUCCGGUAUUGGUGUCUCUGAGUGAAUUAGGACAAGAGAAGAUGAAGCAUCCAGAAUUAUACCCAAUGAUGGACAGAGCAGACGACUGCUCCAAUAUCCUGCUGCUGUCUCUGGGUUGUGGAGUUCAACCGCCGGUGGCUGCGCCGGGAUGGGACGUUGCCACAGUAAAUCAAUGGAAUCUAAUAGCAUGGAUGGCUGAAUUUGAUGCAUCGUUUAACCUAAAAACAUCUCCUAUGUUGGAGAUUAUCGGUGCUGCAUCAACAGACGUAGUGGAGUAUUAUGCUUAUAGUCUCUUUAAAGCUCGUAACGCUGAGCGCAAUUACCUUCGAGUUCAGACGGAUGCUCUGACCCCCGAUAUGGAUAAGAUGGACAAUGCAGACCCGGAUAACUUGAACAAUCUGGUGGAUAUUGCGAAUAAGAUGAUAGAUGGAAACGUUAAAAAGAUCAAUCCAGUAACUUUCCAACUCGAACCCAUCGAUGAUACUACUACGUAUCAACAGGAGCUUAUACGCUAUGCUAAGAUUCUGUCCGAAGAGAGGAAGGGUCGAAUCGCUAAAUUGGGAUCCAAGAAAUAUUAGUGUUGAAUUCAUGGAAAGUACUGUCGCAGCAACGUCAAUAAUCAUCAUCGUCUUGUUUCAAUUAUCCUUUAAAUUUGUGUGUGCAAGCAGUUAGAUAUGUCUUCCGUAUCUUUUGUGCUUUGUUUUCAAUAAAUGAUGUUGCUUUACUAUUCUAAGACCGAUCAAUAAAAGUGAUGACGAGUUAAUCUGGUAUCUCAA
Messenger RNA from Arachis ipaensis, 1564 nucleotides. RefSeq names its product patatin-like protein 2. NCBI's taxonomy places the organism in Eukaryota, Viridiplantae, Streptophyta, Magnoliopsida, Fabales, Fabaceae. The record is from RefSeq and is a predicted model, not a curated record. Gene Ontology annotation, biological process: lipid metabolic process. Gene Ontology annotation, molecular function: monoacylglycerol lipase activity; glycerophospholipase activity.